Messenger RNA from Cordyceps fumosorosea ARSEF 2679, 1563 nucleotides. RefSeq names its product DnaJ domain protein. The record is from RefSeq and is a predicted model, not a curated record. Lineage: Eukaryota; Fungi; Ascomycota; Sordariomycetes; Hypocreales; Cordycipitaceae. Gene Ontology annotation, biological process: protein import into peroxisome matrix. Gene Ontology annotation, cellular component: cytosol. The coding region runs from base 1 to 1563 and encodes 520 amino acids. The transcript has 3 exons.
AUGGUUGUCGAUACGGUCUACUACGAUGCGCUGGGCGUCCAGCCCACCGCGACCGAACUCGAGAUCAAGAAGGCCUACCGCAAGAUGGCCAUUCUCCACCACCCGGGCCCGCAUCCAGACAAGAACCCUAACGACCCUACCGCGCACGAAAAGUUUCAGUCUAUCGGUGAGGCGUACCAGGUCCUUUCCGACAAGGACCUCCGCGCCGCAUACGAUAAGUUUGGUAAAGACCAUGCCAAGCCGCAAGAAGGGUUUGCCGACCCGGCCGAGUUCUUCUCAUCCAUUUUCGGCGGCGAGGCCUUCGUCGACUGGAUCGGUGAGAUCAGUCUCAUGAAGGACCUGACCGCCACCAUGGACAUCACCAUGCAAGAGGAACAGGCUGCAGCAGAAGCGGCUGCAGCGGAGCAAGCCGCCGCCGAGGGCACCGGCAAGGAUGAAGCCGACUUCCCCGGCACUGCAGAAGCCGUGAAGGAAUCUCUCAAGGACCAAACACCUGCCGCCGCCCCUGCCGCCUCCACCACUGUGCCUCCCCCUACUGUUGUUGUUGAUGAAGAAAAGACCCCCGCACAUGCCGCUCCUGGUGCAACCCCGGGUGCCGCCCCUGGGCCCGCCCCGAGCCCUCCUCGAUCCGAAGCCACAUCGCCGGCUCCCUCGAGCAGCUCUUACGGUCGCACACAAAUUCCUCUGCGUCCUGCGCUGGCCGACAAAGCUCACGACGAUAACGACGCCCCCGCUUCCCUCUCCGCCGAGGAUGCCAAGAAGGAUAAGAAGAAGUCAGGUCUAUCCAAGGAGCAGCGUGAGCAACUGGCCGCAUUCGAAAAGGAGCGAGCCCGUGUCCGCCAGGAGCGUGUUGACAACCUUGUGGCGAAGCUGCAAGACCGCGUCAGUGUGUGGACGGAGACGGACAAGGGUGAGGAUGUGACCAGAGCCUUCCAAGAAAAGAUGCGCCUCGAAGUGGAAAACCUCAAGAUGGAGUCGUUUGGUAUCGAUAUUCUGCAUGCAAUCGGCCAGACAUAUGUCUCCAAGGCUUCCAGCCUACUACGCAGCCAAAAGUUCCUCGGCUUUGGCGGCUUCUUCAGCCGCCUCCGCGACAAGGGCACGCUGGUCAAGGAGACCUGGAGCACCAUCAGCAGCGCCAUCGAUGCGCAACAAACCAUGGAGGACAUGGCUCGCAUGGAAGAGAAGGGUGGCGAAGACUGGACCGACGAGAAGCGCAGCGAGUACGAGCGUCGCGUGACAGGCAAGAUUCUUGCCGCCGCCUGGCGUGGCAGCAAGUGGGAGAUCCAGAGCGUCCUGCGCGAGGUCUGCGAUAGUCUCUUGAACGAUAAGAAGGUUCCUCUGUCCAAGCGCCUGGAGCGUGCCCAAGCUCUGGUUCUCAUUGGCGACAUCUUCAACAGGGCUCAACGCUCCCCCGAGGAAGAAGGCGACUACCUCGUUUUCGAGCAGCUCGUGGCCGAGGCUGCUAAGAAGAAGGAAGACGAACAUAAACACAAGAAGGAUAAGAAGACCAAGGAUAAGUCUGCCGCUGCUGCUGCGGACGUCCCUAAUGUCCCCAAGGCAUAG